CGGGCCCGGCCCAUUGCUAGUUCAAGUAUAGGCUCGUGACUCGAUAAUAACUUGGAGGAAAAUGGAGAAGGAAUGUCUUCAACCUUUCUCCCCGGCUUCACCCAUCUCCCAUACUUGUUCAGCACCAAUCCCUUGUAAGGCAAAUGAUACCAAAACGUGACCCACAAUCCAGUGAUCCACCCACCCACAUAAGUGCGGGUAUAAACUUUAUCAAUCCACAGAACUGGCGGAGCCAAUAUGCAGCAGUGGCGAGUCCCCACGGCGCCGUUCCCUCCUCGCACUUCUAACACCAGAAUCCCUUUCAUGUCAUUCGAGAUCGGCUCUGCUCCCACCGCCUCCUACGGCAGCGGCGCCAUCGGUGGAGGCCCCGUUCCCUCCGCUGCUAAUUUCGAUGAAGAACCGCCUCUUCUCGACGAGCCCGGGCGUGGGUAUCAGGUUCGUCAUAUCUGGAGUUUUCGUGAUCUGGGCCCCCAUGGCUUGCACCAAUCUCAUGGUGGCAGUGGCCAGAGGCGGAGAAUAACAUCGUUGGUUGAUUGCGGAUUGAAGGAGGAGAACAUUGUGGUGUUCAUGUUCGACGAUAUCACUAACAGCGAGCUUAAUCCCAGGCCCGGGACCAUCAUCAACCACCCGCAAGGCGACGACCUUUACGCCGGCGUCCCCAAGUUUGCUUCCGACGAUGCGAAUCCCGACGGCCGGCAGUUACACUUUAGGAGGCUUCAGUUUUGGGUCCGACGGUUACAAUUCCAGAGCAUCGGUUACAAAUCCAGAGGCGAUUCCAACUGCGAUCCGUUUCAGAUAUGCUUGUUCUUUCUCUUUCCUCCCUAAUUUUAAUAUUUAUUUAUUUCCAGAAUUAUAAUUCUAAAAUCUUUUAAUUUAUUUUCCUUAACUGCUCGUAUUUAUAAAGUUUUCUUUAACUUUACUGUAAAAAAAAAAGUUUUUCUUUUGACCUUGUUAGCUUUUGAUUCGGAGUAUCUGACUAAGCCUCAAUGGCUUGUUUAAGUCCAUUCGGUGGAGCUUAGUUGUCCUCCUCUAUGGGCGCUUGUGUGUUUGUUUUUUUUUUUGCAGGGGGCACGUAGUUUUCCCUUGACCAUACAAGUAUCCAUCCAUUAUGAUUCAAUCUCGUGAUGUGGCGCACGCGACAGGUGGAGCGAUCUUGGAAGAGAUUUGUUUGGCGUCUGUGUCUUUUAAUUUCUUUAUUUGUACUUUUACGCAGAGGUUGUACAACAGGGAUGCCCACUUAGUGGCUUCUAAUGCCCUUUCAUCGACAGCUCGAUAUUGUGUCGACUGUCGCGUCUGGUUUUCUAGCGUCCUGUAAUAUCUAUUCCAUUCCCGAUCUAUGGAAAAAAAAAACGAAUGGAAAGGGUAGAGAAAAUUUAAUAAAAAGUGACGGAAGCUGUAAAAGAAACGAACAAGACAAAAGAACUGGCCACAAACUGGCAAGUGGCAACAAAGGGUGAUACUUAUCACAUUCAUACAACCGCUACCGCUGGGGAGGGAGCAGCAAAUUCAAGUUUAUUUUAUCGUGGCAGGCCACGCGUCAACGAGAGGGAAAACAACUCCCCACCUUGUGUUCCACGGCGGAAGUAGAUGCAGGAAGCGGCGGCCACGCUACCGCCGACGAAGCUACACAGCCAAUUCUGCAGCCACUAAUUUUAACAGAAUACAACAAAGUUGCAAAACAAAACAAUCAAGAUUAAUUUGAAGAGUGCACAAAUAGCAAUUAAGAGAUGCGUAAAGCCGAUCUGAACCUAGAAAUACUCCAGACCUGAUCAGAACCAAAGUACCAAAAACUGCAAAAUAUAGAGAAGUAUAGGGGAUAAAGGAAGUAACUCCAUAUGAAAAGAGAAAAAUAACCUAACCAUAGGACUGCCCAAAUCGGAAAUCACUAAUUGGUGAACUUAAAGUAUGACCAAGCAGCAAAAUUGGAUGAUGAAUCCACAAGAAAAACAAAAACCGAAUCCGCAACGCAGAACAGCGUUAAGGGCAGUAACGACAGUCGCUCACUAGCAAACUGAUGAGAGCCAGAGGCCUCUUGCCCCAAAGAUGAAAAGGGUCAGGACACCGGAUUUGCGGUUGACUACGAGAGAGAGAGUUCCUUUGUCGUCGCCGUAACUUGGGUGUUGCUGCUGUUGGUUCUUGGCAGAUGCUUGAUAAAAUUCCAUUAUAUAUGAUAAAAAAGAAUUACUUGCUCUCUUUCUGUUGGUGGAGUCGAGCGCGAGACUUGGUAUGGAUUUCUUCUUCAGAACAUGUGAAACCCUAAAUCGAGAGAUGAAAUGAGACAGUUAAAUCGAUUACCAGAAAAGAGUAGUUUUAGAUUGUUGGUUUUGGAAAUGCUUGUUAGAGCAAACGAGAGCUAAACACAAUUGGGCUUGAAGCCCAAGAAUUUCGUUGAGUGACCAAACAGGCUUUGGUCAAAGCCUUUCUCUUCAGCGACCCGUCACUUAGUAGCUAGUUGAACCCUUCUUCCUCCUCUGCUCAGAUCCCCUGUUUCAACUUUCCCUGCAAAACAACACUCAACCAGAAACAGAGACUUUCUAAAGUCUGGAUUAGCAAACAACUGAAGGGUAAAUUGACACACAUGGAAUUUUUACGUGGUUUCCGAUACUGAUGAAUUAGUAUCGACUAGUCCACGGCCAAAGGAGUUCAUCUUGAACCCUUUGGCGUUUCACUAUGAUGUUCAGUUUCCGAUUCACACAAUACAGCAAGUGAUCUCUGGGUGACUCCCUGUCACUGAUCAGAAUCCCCUUCAAAGUUCUACUCCCUGCAGAACUGUUACGUGCACGUUUUGUAGAAUAUAAUUUAGGGAGAAAU
Messenger RNA from Linum trigynum, 2811 nucleotides. The record is from the annotation of a GenBank genome assembly. Lineage: Eukaryota; Viridiplantae; Streptophyta; Magnoliopsida; Malpighiales; Linaceae.